AUGGACCCCAGAGGUUUUCUUCUCUUUGGUGGUGUGAUACUUGCCUUGGACGAUGAGGUGAACAGCUCUGUUUUGACCAAUCGUGACUUUGUAAAUAUUCCUGAUGUUUACACCAGCUUGGUACUCACCAGUCGAGCAUGUCAAUCCAAAAAAAAUUGUCGGGAAAAUCAAGAACAUCGAGAUUUCUUCAUGUGGGAUCGAGGAGACAAGAACACUUACAGACUCAUCAAAGUUACAGAAGGCGAGAAGUUAACAUUUGAAUGUCAAUCCCUCAGCCCAACAGGCGUGACAGUUACAAAGAACAACCAAAUUGGACAAGUAAGUCAAAUAGUGAUAUCCAGUGAGGCAUUCAAUGACUGUCUUGAUGAUUUCUCUCCUUCCUGGGCACCACAACCCACUCCUUCUAUUUGGACAUUCCAAGAAGAGGACUUCACAAUCAAUCAUAAUUCACGGGUCACAACACCUUUCACCCCUAUGCCUCUUCAGCUGGGAUCGAUGGCACCAGGUCUGGUCCAAGCUUUGAGUGUCUUCAUGUUGAACCGGAUGAAACUGUCACUUCGUUUCACCGGUUCAAAACGGGAAAUUUCCAUUGAUGAGAGGGAUCAAACAGCUGAUCUUAGUGGUAUCAGCUGA
Tremella mesenterica DSM 1558 is the source of this 633-nucleotide messenger RNA. RefSeq lists its product as uncharacterized. NCBI's taxonomy places the organism in Eukaryota, Fungi, Basidiomycota, Tremellomycetes, Tremellales, Tremellaceae. The transcript has 3 exons. The record is from RefSeq and is a predicted model, not a curated record. The coding region runs from base 1 to 633 and encodes 210 amino acids.